This is a messenger RNA of Phoenix dactylifera (date palm), 1787 nucleotides long. Its product is annotated as late embryogenesis abundant protein Lea14-A-like. The record is from RefSeq and is a predicted model, not a curated record. Gene Ontology annotation, biological process: response to desiccation. NCBI's taxonomy places the organism in Eukaryota, Viridiplantae, Streptophyta, Magnoliopsida, Arecales, Arecaceae. Gene Ontology annotation, cellular component: cytosol.
UUCUCCCAUCUUCAUAGCAGAGACUGAAAUCAUGGCGAGCCUCAUCGACAAGGCGAAGGAGUUCGUUGCAGACAAGAUUGCCAACAUCCCGAAGCCGGAAGCCGCGCUGACCGACGUCUCGGUCAAGAGCUUUAACCGGAGCUCCGCCACGUUCCACAGCGAGGUCACCGUCACCAACCCCUACAGCAAGGCCCUCCCCGUCUGCGAGAUCUCCUACACGCUCAAGAGCGCCGGCAGGGUGGUGGUGUCGGGCACAAUACCGGACCCAGGGUGGAUCAAGGCGGCAGGAGAGGUGACAAAGUUGGAGGUUCCAUUGAAGGUGCCAUAUGACUUCCUGAUAAGCUUGUUGAAGGACAUCGGGCUGGACUGGGACAUCGACUACGAGCUCGAGGUAGGGCUCACCAUUGAUCUCCCCAUCGUCGGCAACCUCACCCUUCCACUCUCGACCAAGGGGGAGAUGAAGCUUCCGACCCUCUCUGAUAUCUUUUAGUGAGUGGAGUCUUCUUAGUGGCUCUGCUUCAGUUCAUGGAUUAAUGAGAGGUCUUUUAAAAUCUAAGGUUUCCCCAGUUGAAAAAAUUACUUUGUUUUCUUCUCUGAAUGCUUAUAGAGCAAUGCAUGGCAUGCGGCCGGCCCCAUCCAUAUUUUAAAUUUCUGCUCUUAUUAGUUGAAUGUUUAACAUAUAAAAGCUUAUUAACAGGAGUGAGGAGUACUGUUAUGGUUAACUUGACUGUCAUAUUUGAUUCUAGAUGUUAGAACCUCCUAGGAAAAUCACUUCCCACAAACGUUAUAUAUGUAUGCAUGUUUGUAUAUUAGCAAGGGAUACGUGUUUAAACUAAUAAAAAGUUUAAGAGGUUGGAGGAUAAGAGACAUAAAACAUUCAGAUCGGAGAAAAGUAUCGAUGCUUUUAUUUCUUUUUAAAUUUUGAAAGGAAUGGAUUGAGGAUGUGCAUACGAGGUGGGUAGAUUUUUUUUUUUUUAUUUUUAAAAAAGGAGUCCAACUAGUUUGGCCUGUCUCGAAGAAAUCUUACAGAUUCGAGAGGCAAACUGAGCUUUUUUCCCUUAUAAUCAAUAGUUAUUUCCAUUCACGAGGUUUUUGUCCUUUGAAAAGAGCAAUAAUAGUAAUAAUAAUAAAUAUCAUAUAUAAUGUAAAAACUCAAUCAAAUAAAAUAUUCAAAAUAUUUUUAUUUUUUAUUAUUUUAUAUAUUUGAAAUAUUUGAAAAUAUAUAUUUAUUUGGUCGUGCAGCUUAUAUUUCUAGUUUUCAUCUUAUUUUUUCACUUAUUUUCUAGAAACUAAGGAUAUCUUGAUCUCAAAAUUUGGCAAAUAAAAUCUAGAAUAACACGUUCCUUUUUUAUUUAAUAAAAUAAUACUAAUUUUAAUGUAUCUUAAUUUUUGGUAUACUAUUAUUUAAGAUUUUAAAUUCCAACAGGACAGAGGCAUCCCAGCAAUCCUAUUUCAUCGGGACGAGGCUGGGACUCCAAAAGCUAUCUGAAAAAAAGAAGGUCAAAGAGAUAAAGAAAAAGGAAAAGUGAAUAAAAAAAAAGAGUAAAAGAAAUAAAGAAGAAAAAGAAAAGAAGGAACAAAGAAAAAAAAGAGAGGGAUAAAAAGGGAAUGAAAAGAAAUAAAGGCAGAAGAAAAAGAAAGGAUGUCUAUGAUAUGGAUCGGAGCAUCCUCAUAGGGAAACCGGAAUAUCUCCAUUUUACGAGACUUAAAACUUUAUUUUUUAUUAUUUGAUAUAUUUUCAACAAUAAUAGUACAGGGUCCUCAGCGUGGUAACCCAAAAAAAAAAA